Molecule: messenger RNA, 2001 nt
Organism: Etheostoma cragini (Arkansas darter)
Lineage: Eukaryota; Metazoa; Chordata; Actinopteri; Perciformes; Percidae
Exons: 10
Coding region: 137-1222 (361 amino acids)
Biological process (GO): toxin metabolic process; arsonoacetate metabolic process
Cellular component (GO): cytosol
Molecular function (GO): arsenite methyltransferase activity
Source: RefSeq, a predicted model, not a curated record
AGUGCACUGAUCAUAAAAGAGCAAGGAUGUAUAUUAUUGUUACUAAACGGCUCUGUGAGAACGGAAGGUCUGACCCACCAUUGACAUUUACUGUUUGUUCCAUAGUCUGGAGCCACUUUUUGUACUUUUGCAUGCAAUGGCGACUGGCGACGAAGUGCGGGCAAAUGUGCAGAAGUACUAUGGCACUCGACUGGAGUCCUCUAAGGAUUUGCAAACAAGUGCUGCCUCCUGCAGUUUGUCUUGCCGCCCGGUGCCAAGGAGUGUCACAGACGCACUGAGCCAGGUUCACCCGGAGGUAACCAAAAGAUUCUUCGGCUGCGGCCUUCCCUUUCCAGCGAAGCUUGAGGGCUGCAGAGUCCUGGACCUCGGCAGCGGCUCUGGCAGAGACUGUUAUGCCUUCAGUAAACUUGUUGGACAGAGCGGACAUGUCACAGGGAUCGAUAUGACCGAGGAACUGAUCACAGCGUCUCGUCAGUACAUCGAGUAUCAUCAAAAGAAGUUUGGCUAUGAGAAGCCCAACGUCACAUUUAUCCAGGGGUACAUGGAGAAGCUCAGUGAAGCUGGCAUACAGAGUGACUCAGUGGAUGUUGUGCUAUCCAACUGUGUAAUCUGUUUGUGUCCUGAUAAAAGGGCCGUUCUACAGCAAGCUUACAACGUCUUAAAGGAGGGAGGUGAACUGUUUUUCAGUGACAUGGUGGCCAGCAAAGUCGUUCCAGAUCACAUGAAGGAAGAUACAGUCCUGUGGGGUGAAGGAAUGGGCGGCUCUCUGUUUUGGCAGGAUCUCAUUUCAUUGGCACACGGCGUAGGUUUCAGCACUCCACACCUCGUUUCAGCCAGCCAGAUUGAAAUCUACAACAGUGAGCUUAAAGCAAAAGCAGGUGACGUCAGCUUUGCUUCGGGCACUUAUCGGCUCUUUAAAUUGUCCCAAAAUCAAGUCAUGUCUGAGGCGUUAGUGACAUAUAAAGGAACUGUGUCAGAUUUCCAAGAUCAGCUGGACUUUGAUUCCUCCCACUGCUUCAAGAAAGAUGUGGCAGUGGGGGUAAAUGGAGAGAUGGCAGCAAUCCUCCAGAGAUCCCGUUUCUCUCCGGAUUUCAAAAUCCAGAUAUUGGAUAAACCAUGGUCCAGCUCAGAAUCAACACCACAGUACUGCCACCUCAACCCUUUUCUGCUGGCUGACAAACUGGGAUGCUCAGUGAGACAAAGCUCCAAAACGAGCAAAUAAAGAUGAAGUUGAAUCCUGAGGAAUCCUUCCUGAACACUAAGUAGAACCGCUGCAAAGAGAUUGUAACACGUUUUCAGAGUUCAAUUAGUUCAAGUCCAAAACAUUAAACACUAAUCAUUUUAUGUGCUAGUUGUCAUAUACUUCUUUGUUCACAGUUGUUGACAAGAUGAUGCUUUCACAAUAAUAUGAUUGUAAGUGUCUAGAUAGUAAAAUAACAUGUUAUGUAAUUGUUGUAACUUUCUAUGUUCAGUAAUAACCAAGUAAAUGGACAAGACAAAGGUUCUGUGUAAAAGCGAUGGUAAAAGCCUCUUGCGAGGGUUAAUGAUUGACUGUUGUCUGAUAUUAGUGUGCUAUCCGAGGAACUUGUACUGAAGGGUAUAAUUAUAAGGAUUUGCUGAUUGAUGCAAGUAUGCAAAGCAGAGAGUGGACUGCCCUGCUUGCAGGUAAUGGGUGGUUUAUAAAAUGUUAAACUCACAAGAGCACAACAAGGCCAGUUUGACAGAAACGGGGUCACAGACUCAAAACAGCAAUGGAUAACAAAAGCUGAAAUAAAAAUUCAAAAACAUGACCACUCUCUAAAGUGUUUGACGAUAAGACAUUUUCCAACUGCAUCUGAAGAUUACACCAUUGUAUAAAUUGUAGUCAAUGUAAAAAAACGUUUCAGGAAAAGUAUCCUGACAGAAAACACAUCCGUGAGGAUGAUGUAGACAUUCAGUGGUGUUGAAACUCACGAACAGAGCCGUUAAAUCCCUGAGCUUUAGUUAUGGACCACAAAGCAU